Molecule: messenger RNA, 3515 nt
Organism: Orbicella faveolata
Lineage: Eukaryota; Metazoa; Cnidaria; Anthozoa; Scleractinia; Merulinidae
Biological process (GO): cell differentiation; anatomical structure morphogenesis; regulation of transcription by RNA polymerase II
Molecular function (GO): DNA-binding transcription factor activity, RNA polymerase II-specific; RNA polymerase II cis-regulatory region sequence-specific DNA binding
Source: RefSeq, a predicted model, not a curated record
UGUCAUGUAAAAUGAAUUACAAGGUCGGAACGAUUAUGUUAAUGUCAUAGUCUUGUUCGUGCAUGAAGAAAAGAAAUCAAACAGCUGUUUCCAGCAACGUCGUAUUUUAUAAAAGCAUAACUUAUUUGCCAAGUUUUAUGCCUUAGUGUCAAUGUAACUCUUACCCAAUGAGAUUAACGCUUGUAAAACAUGGUCACUAUUAGAACUGCAGGCCGGGUGGUCGAACAGCAAUGGAGGCGGUUCUUUGCAAUUACGUUAAUCACCUUGUCUACAAUAGAACUUAACAGUCAAGAAUAACAUAAAAGAAACGCGGUGAAAUCAAGACCUGAAAUUACCAGAAAACUGAUGUUAUCGCGCAGCGAAGGAAUUUUAUUGGAAGUCUCUGCCCUCGCGGCUUGUAAAACGCUCUCGUUGGGAAAUUUGCUUGGAUUCCGUGUCACGUUCAGAGUAAUUCGGUUGCUCUAUUCUUGGCUUUGUUUAGCCGAGACAGAACAAAUUGUAGAAAGGUCAAUAUAGGUACUUAUAAGGGGGGUGAUAAAUAUAUGUCAGCGACCCGAAACCAAUCGGAAGCUAUUGUUUGGCCCCGUAUUUGUUUGACUAACUAAAACUAUAAUUUGCUAUCGCUGCAGUGGGCCAUAUAAAACGCGCACGGUACAGGCAAUUUCACAACUCAACACAUGAGCAACAUGAACGAGUUUGUGACUGAACGAGUGGCUGAUUGUGCAAACUACGGACGAGGUUCACCGUUUGUUGGCAAGUGUAGUGAAAUGGCGUUACUCAGCGGGGAAAAAGAUUUUGAAGACAGCGAGAAUGAACAAGAGAUUCAGUCUGAGAGCGAGGAAGGAGAACGCAUCUCUGAAGAAUGCGUGCAGAGCUUUGUGGUGGAGUUGGAUUAUGACGAUGGUGAUUCAGCAAAGUUGGGGCGAGACGAAACGCUCCCAGACGACAGUAAAGGAGAUUGUAGUUCCGAUCCUGAAGUCAAACCUACUCACUCGUACAUCGCUCUGAUCGCAAUGGCGAUUUUGAGUUGCCCAAACAAGAAGAUGAUUCUGGGGGACAUUUACCAGUAUAUUUCAGAUAACUUUCCUUAUUACAGAAACAAGGAUAAGAGUUGGCGGAACAGCAUAAGGCAUAACUUGUCUCUUAACGAAUGCUUCAUCAAGGCAGGUCGCAGCGAAAACGGCAAAGGUAACUACUGGGCUAUACAUCCAGCGAACCUUGAAGAUUUCGCCAACGGUGAUUUCAGACGAAGGAGAGCAAGACGCCGCGUGAGACGAAGCAAUCCAUUGAAAUUUGCUGGAAGCUCCCCUCAAUCGGCGUAUUUCCGAGGACUAAACUCGUUUUCAUCGCAUUCUUCCUUCUAUCCGUAUCGCGGUGAUGAGUACCGCAUGUAUCCCAGUUUAAGGUACAUUCGUCCGACUAAAAAGAGCUUCGCUAUUGAUAGCAUUAUGGGUUCGUAUGACUCUUCAUACCUUUACAGUCCAGUAUCUGUCCGAUCCUACCCUUCCUUGAGCCUACACGGAAGCAGGGAAUACCCUGGAACCUCCCCAACGCACUCUCUUCUCUUCCACGCAUCGCCGGCGCUUCUGCCUUGUAUAUCAGAGCUAACGGCGGCCUCUGUUCCCGGCGCAGCUUGUGCGACGAACCCUUUGGAGUCUUCAGCAUUUUCCGCCUACCUCGGCUCCAAAGGAAUCGUUGCUCAAAGUCAGAACGGCAGACCAGAAAGCUGGCAAGACACUUUGUCUAAACUGCAAGAGCAGCUUAGGAAAGUAGCACCCUGACAAAGGGCUACAGUGACUUUCACACAUGCUUUCGAAAUGGUCGACCGAACACCGUGAUAAACUCUGAGUCUGUAUUUGGAAGAAGCUUCACUGUCUUCAAGGUUCCCGGCAAAGAAAUGGGGCUAACAAAUCAUAUGCCGAUUAUCAGAAACCAGAAAAACACAAAAAAUAUAUAAAUAUGUCGUCAAAUACACUUGUAAAUAUUUCAGUUUCCUUUAAAAUUCACACGAAAUUAGGCGAAUAUUGUCGGCCAAGGACUUAGCCUUUGGUUAGCCAUUUAAAAGAAGUCUGCAAUUAGAAUUAACACUGAAUAAACAGCACAGUUAUUUAAAGUGAUAUAUUUUAUUGUAUAAAAGUCGGGAAGCUUUAUAAUUCCCAAUGUGAAAUAGAUUAUCAGAAUUUCAGAAGGAAUUAAGAAUCAUGAAAGCAAGUUAUGGUCACUAAAAUUGCAUUUAAUACGCCGCAUCAAAAUUUCUGUUCAAUUAGCUAUGGAUAAGUCAAUUCCAGCUCUUGUUGAAAUGGGAGAAGAGAUAAAAACUUUACUUUAAUUUCUAUCAUAGAUAUAUAGGAUUAGCCUGUUAUGCUUACCAAAAUUAUUGAACAAGGAACAGCCUAGUAAAUUGUUGUAUACAGAAGAGCUUUUAAUUUUAAUCAUUGGACAGUUUGAAGGGUAAAUUCUCAGCUAUAAGGAUGUUUAUUCCAUCUUUUUUUCUGCAUUCCCAGAACGAGAAAAUUCACGUCGGAAUACUUACGAUAGGCUGGUGAAAAGGAGAAAAUAUAAAGCUUAAAUGAGCCUUAACAACCUUUUGUAUCCCUCCAAAUGCAGUCUUGAUGUGGUUGCAAUUUGGUAUUGCGACAUAUUCGCUCCGUCGGUGUGAGAAAUGUUCAAGCUACAGUACAGUGAACGGAACUGAGAGGCACGAAGACAAUCCUUACUUUCACGGCCGAAGAUUGAAGUUCUAGAGUCAAAUUCUUUCAUCUCGCAGAAUGUUUUUUCCAUGAGAACUAAAUUAUCCAUUUAUCCCACAAUCGAUUCUACAGUCAUGCUUGCAAAUUUAAUCCUUAAGUUAAAGUGGAUUUAGAAACAUUGUAUGUUAUCAAGUAACAUGAAAACAUGGCAAUGAACUGCAAAAACAUGUCAUACUCGCUCACAAUCUUCGAUUUUAUUUUUGUUUUACUCUUCGUAUUUAACUAACUGACCCACAGCAAUACUGUACGCUGAAGAGGCGCUAUAUAAAAUGUAUUUUGGGAGUGUUUCAUGGAUCAGUGUUUGCUCGGGGCUAUUUCUGAAAGGCAAUUAUGUACAUUUGUGUCUUAAUAUAAUUGCGCCUUGCAAUUAGCAGAGCAUAAAAGUUGAAUAAUACACCGAAAUAAAAACAUUAUACACGAAAUUUGCUUUGUGGGGGAGUGACUAAUUUACAUGAAUAAUGCAGUUUUGUAACUGUUACAGCGAACAAGUAAUGUAGUUGAACAAAGUGCUUUACCCCGAGCACUCAACAGCACUCUCAAUGAGAUAUCGUCUCAAUAUAUUCUGUGAUCUUUCUGUUUUGUUUCGCGUACUUUGCCCGGCACAAAUUAUUUUUUCCAUUUUUUCACGUCAUAAAUCUUUCAUAAGCAAACUUUUCAAUUUGGGGAUUUUUACGUGCUCAGUGUAGGUUAUAAUAUAAUGUUUUGCUUUAUUUAAUUUAUCAUUUUUGUAAAUAAUGGACGAAAGUGAAAGGUCGGGCGCUUUCC